Molecule: messenger RNA, 434 nt
Organism: Dentiscutata erythropus
Lineage: Eukaryota; Fungi; Glomeromycota; Glomeromycetes; Diversisporales; Gigasporaceae
Source: the annotation of a GenBank genome assembly
AAUCUUUCAUGUAUAAAGGAAAAACUUAUAAAACUUGUGCUAAUUGUCUUAUUAAUAAAGCCAAAAAACAAAAAAAAUUAGAUACUGAUAAUACUCAACCUAUUAUAGAGACAAUUUCAGCACAAUCCAUUUGUGAUUAUAUAGAAAACUUAAUCUCCAAUGUUGAAAAUAAUAAUAGAAUUUCAUUUGAAAUUCAUAUUGAUCUUAAUGAUGAUAUUUUUUUAGAAGUUGAGCCUAAUGACCUUAAAUCAAUUGAUACCAUUCACAUACCUGACUUAGACUCACAACAGCAAUCUAGUACUGUUUUUUCUGCUGACAAUGAUGAUGAAAGAGUUGAUCUGGAUCUCUAUCAACAAUGUGAAGCUAAGGUAGUCGAGUUAGAAUAUCUAGCAAAACACCUUAGAGAAAAAUUGUCUAUUAAUAAUUUAAAACAC